Syngnathoides biaculeatus (alligator pipefish) is the source of this 2073-nucleotide messenger RNA. It is a transcript of the gene timm44, whose product is annotated as translocase of inner mitochondrial membrane 44 homolog (yeast). NCBI's taxonomy places the organism in Eukaryota, Metazoa, Chordata, Actinopteri, Syngnathiformes, Syngnathidae. Gene Ontology annotation, cellular component: mitochondrial inner membrane. The coding region runs from base 182 to 1564 and encodes 460 amino acids. The record is from RefSeq and is a predicted model, not a curated record. The transcript is spliced from 13 exons. Gene Ontology annotation, molecular function: protein-folding chaperone binding. Gene Ontology annotation, biological process: protein import into mitochondrial matrix.
UCAUGUAAAUAAGGAGAGAACCCACGAACUCCGCCGCGCAUUGUGCAGGUCAGCCAGACCAUGGAUUCGAAGUGAAGACCUGCCCCAGCAGCAAGAUAGCGAAUGAAAAACGAACACUGUCCCCCAGGCACGUGGCAGUCAACUCGAUACCGGAAGAAGGUCAACAGUCACCACAUUCAAAAUGGCUGCCCCCUUAUGUCAGCGUUAUCAGGUAUGUUUAAGAAGAUACUCUAUGGCAUUCCCCUCAUAUUUCUUGCGUCUGCGCAACAGAGCCAAUGUCUUCAGAAUACGGAGCCUCCUCACAAACUUUUGUCAGGUGCCUCAGCCCUCACUUCUCCAGGCAAGAUAUUUGUCAGGGCAGAAGAGCGGAGGAAGAAAAGGCUUCCUAGGCGAAUUCCUCGACAAUUUGAAGCAGGAGAUUAGCAAAAACAAAGAAAUGAAAGAAAAUAUCAAAAAGUUCAGAGAAGAGGCCAAAAAACUUGAGGAGUCUGACGCAUUGAGGCACGCUCGCAGGAAAUAUAAAACGAUUGAGUCUGAAACAGUAAAGACUUCUGAGGUUCUCAAAAAGAAGUUAGAGAACCUCUCAGACACAGUAAAGGAGGGACUUGAGGAGGUCACUCGUACAGAAAUUGGAAAGAAGAUAAAGGAGGGAAUGGAGGAAGCAGCCAAAACGGCAAAGACCUCAGCAGAGAGCGUCUCAAAGAGUGGAGAGAUGUUGGGGAAGACUGGUGCAUUCAAAGCUAUAUCACAGGGUAUGGAGAGUGUAAAGAAAGAGAUUGGUGACCUGGGCCACACUGGCCCUUACAGGCCCCCUGCUCGUCUCAGGAAGAGGAGUGAAUUUUCCUCAAAGGGGUCAUCAGAUGGCAACAAGGUCUUUGAAGCCAACGAGGAAGCCAUGGGUGUGGUACUCCACAAGGACUCCAAAUGGUACCAGCAAUGGAAGGACUUUAAAGACAAUAAUGUUGUCUUCAAUAGGUUUUUUGAAAUGAAGAUGAAGUAUGAUGAGAGUGACAACGCUUUCAUCAGAGCAUCGCGUGCUGUCACCGACAAAAUGACUGAUGUCAUAGGUGGACUAUUCUCCAAGACAGAGAUGUCAGAAGUGCUGACAGAGAUUCUGAAGGCAGACCCGUCCUUCGACAAAGAUUCUUUCCUCAAGCAGUGUGAACAUGACAUCAUUCCCAAUAUUUUGGAGGCAAUGAUCAGAGGAGAGCUAGAAGUGCUGAAGGACUGGUGUUAUGAAGCGACAUACAGUCAGUUAGCGCACCCAAUCCAGCAAGCCAAGGCCAUGGGACUUCAGUUUCACUCAAAGAUCCUGGACAUCGACAGCAUUGAUCUGGCCAUGGGGAAGAUGAUGGAUCAGGGUCCAGUACUGAUUAUCACUUUCCAAGCUCAGUUAGUGAUUGUAAUACGAAACACCAAAGGAGAGGUGGUGGAAGGUGACCCUGAUAAAGUUCUGAGGAUGAUGUACGUGUGGGCUCUGUGUCGAGACCAAGAGGAGCUCAACCCUCAUGCUGCCUGGAGACUACUUGACAUCUCUGCCUCAAGCACUGAACAGAUCCUUUAAAGACUCAAUGAAGCAACACUCGCUCACCCGGAGAAAGAACAUUCUCAACCUGAAACUUGAUGGAGUCGACUUGCCGGAGAAAAUGCUUUGUGUUUAUUGUCUUACACAAGGGGGCGGUAGAGUACCAAUGACGCUGUAAGACGCUGGAGACCCCAUUUCUCCCCCUGAGUCCUUGUUCUGGUAGAUAAAGUCUGAAUUGGAAGACAUGUUGAUAUUAUGAGUAGAUGGGAAAGAUUGUACCAAUUUCUCCUCAGAUAAUCCUCUGGGCAUCGACAGCCCAAUCCCUUGUUUGUAUGAUAAUCAUCUAGUUUAAUUGUUAAAAUCUCAAAAAGUCUAUAUUUAUUAUGAAAAUUACAGAUAAACCGAUUCUUCCCCCCCCCCCCUCCAAACACGCACACACAUUUUGGGGAAAUAAAUGUCAUGUUGAUAAAAAUCAAAUAUACAGUCCCAGCAUUUUUAAAAGUUCCCUUUUUGGGAGAUAGUAAGAUCUCCACCAAAGUAAUUAUUUU